AUGGCGGCGCCUGGGCCUGCGGUACGCACACUACGUGCUGUGCAGCCGCUUACGCAAGGGCCUAGCCCGGUAGAAGAUCCGUAUUUGGAGGGUGGAGCACUCAACCGAUACUACCUGUCGCUGCGCUCUGGGAUUCCCUCCCAGGUAGACUGGGCCUUGUCACGCUUGACUGUGUACACGUACGACAUGGCGGAAAAGUUCCUGCUUUCGCAGUUCCCUGGUAUGGCCGAUGCCCUGGCCGAGUAUGUGCGGCGUUGGUGUGCUGCGAAGCGUGGUCUGCCUCGGUCGGCGUGGGAUCAGAUGCAGCGUGGUGAGCUUCUCAAUGGCUAUCGCAUAGAUCAGGGGAUUGGCUAUGGUGAUGAUGGGAGUCAGGGUCUUGCUCUUGCAAGCGUGCGUCUCACAGCCUCGUCAUCCAAGGCACGACGGUUACGCGAUCACGUUGCGUUCCAGCCACAUGUCUACGCCCAGGACGCGGCGUUGGAACGACGCGCAGCCGAUGCCAUGCUGAUCCUACGCAAUCUUUCGCUCACACCUGAGAAUGUGGCAUUCCUUGCGCAAGUGCCAGGCAUUCUUGAGCUGAUUUGGCAUACAGUCUCGCUGGACGAUGUGGAUGAAUGCGUGGAUAUUCCACUGCAUAUGCUAGAAAUUCUGGAAUGCGUGGCACCGCAUAUGAUGGUCAGCGACUGGGUACGUGAGAAGUUCGUACAAGCGGCUGCGGUCGAUGGGCCCAAGUACUUGGAAGAUCGCAUAUUUGCGCGCCUGUACGAGUACGUCCAAACGACCGACGAUCGUGCGUACCUGCUAGGCGCCUUACGAUGCCUUCGUGCGCUGGCCUCGCAUCCUUCCAAUGCGUCAGCACUCGCGGAAGUGGAUCCGACAUUGCAGCCUACGUCGCUGCAGCUCAUGUCUCGCUGCCUCAUGCUCCUGCCACUCACCCAAGAUCCUGAGCUUCUCGAAGCAAGUUUGGAUCUCUUAUACCAGUUGGUGGCGAUUGGCGAUAAUGCGCUAGCUCUGGGCUUGCAGCUCACAGCGCCGAGAACGCACGCGGUAGUCCAAUUUCUCACACGGAACCUGUCGCUGGGCAAGUCGGUGUGGGAACGCGAUACGCCGCUCACGGCGAACGCUACCGCUUGGUGGGCCCCUGACAUUCCCAACAUGGCCCGCAUCAAGCAGCGACGUGAGAUGGAGCUGCGUGAACGCAUGACGGCCGAAGAACGCGCACGCUGGAAAGUCCUCCCUGCCGACGUCCAAGCAACCAUCACAGCUAUGCCGGAGCCGCAACGUGGCAUUGAAUGGAUGAAAACGCUCUUUGAGCCAGACGCCCAAGGCGAAGUGACGCAGAUGGACUUUUGGAUUGCGUACCGCGAUCAAUUUACCCCGGCCGCCCAAGCCGGCGCAGCGCCGCUGCAGCCUGCUGCCAACUUGAUUCGCAAUGUAUCGCAGGCGUUCCCAGGCGCGUCCGCCAUGGUCAUCCAAGGCGUGCAAGGCGCACAGCCGCGAUUUGUCAUUCGUGGGAUUGCGCCGCGACUGCGCUACACACCGACCCCGCAGUGCCCGUGGCCAGGUAGCGCCCCUACUACGACAUGGGCCGAAGUUCGAACGCAGCUUGAAGCCAUGGUCGCCCAGACGACCGAUGGCGUGUGCCGCUGCGUUGGAUGUCCCUUUGUGGCGACAGAGGAGGAAGAGGAAGCACGGCGUGCCACUCUACGUCGCCACGUCCUAACGCAUCUUCCGCCGCCUAGGGAGCCUGCGGAUCGCGCGCCGUCCGCUGCGAUGGCGAUGUCCACGCAGGAGCAUCCCGGUGUGAUUAGCUUUGAUGUGGAGCGCACACCCUCGGUCCCGACGGCUUUGCCUGGGGAGCCGCCGUCGCCAUGUGGUGUGGCGUUUUUGUCGCUGCUCGUGCUUCGCUUCGUCACGCGUGCCGCUGCUGACGUGCUGCGUCGGCAUGGCUACGGAUGUCCGAACUAUACCUAUGGCGGUGCCAUGGAACCUGUUCGUGCUGCCUCGGAGCGUGGCGAACUGUUUGGCUUUCCGAUGGCGCCGUUGGCGGGCGGCGACUCAGCAACGUCCAAGGCGGACGGCGCGUCGGAUCAGGACGAGCGGUGGACCAACGCCGCGAUUCAGAUCAUGGAGGCCGUCGCAGGGGUGGAAGAAGAACUAAUGGCCAUUUCUCUGCGCAACGAUAUUCUAUGCCGCCUCGCCAACGAUACGUUGAUCGCGAUUCGGCCUCAUAUCGCGCCGGCGUCAGCGGCAGCUACAGAGGAUAUGUAG
Messenger RNA from Malassezia pachydermatis, 2271 nucleotides. RefSeq names its product chromatin structure-remodeling complex subunit rsc9. Gene Ontology annotation, biological process: regulation of DNA-templated transcription. The coding region runs from base 1 to 2271 and encodes 756 amino acids. The record is from RefSeq and is a predicted model, not a curated record. Lineage: Eukaryota; Fungi; Basidiomycota; Malasseziomycetes; Malasseziales; Malasseziaceae. The transcript has 2 exons. Gene Ontology annotation, molecular function: DNA binding.